CAAAUUUGUCUUGACUGAACCAUGGUUGACCUCCCAUACAGCUUCAAGAAUCAGACCAUUUGAUGGGAGUUCAAUAUUCAGACAUAAUUUUUAACCUAUACAAUCAGACACUUUAUGAACAAACAACAAAGAAUUUUUUUUUAUUUUUUUUUUCUUUCUCACCAUGAAGACGUCGGAAAUAACCCACGCAGCAAUGGCGACCGUCUGCGGAGCCGACAGAAUACUUUUAGUGCCAUAAGACUCUUGGACUACUGCAUACUAAGCAGCCAGAUAAGGUGCCACUCAACUGCUGUGAUGGGCCUCCGCGUCAGGUACUCGUGUCUCCCGGGUGCUUCUGAUUUGGCCCUGCAACUGAAGCCCCGUCCACAGGACCUUGGUUGGCCAAUCCACGGUCGCAAUGGCUGUCUCUUAGACCGGGCAUGCAUCAUCCCGCCCAAGGCACCAACUGCCAGACCCGAUCUUUUCUGGCCAGUCAUUGUCACCGCUUCGAGUGUUUGGAUGGGUCCUUCCGAUCUUUCGGUGUAUAUCCCAAUGGCCUGUACUCCGUCCACGCAGGAGGUGGCCAUUGCAGCCCCGGGGUUGCCAUCAUCACAAGGGUUAUUGCGCAGUAGCGUGUUCAGGGGCAACCAACCGACAGGCACAAAAGAUAACUAACUAUGUACACUUUGUGUAGUCUACCUACACAACGAAAUUGCUGAAUCUUCCAAAAACAUUUUUUUCUCUCCUUCUUUGGCCUCUUGUCUUUCAUUUCGAUAGUGAUGAAAUAGCUGCGAGUUAUAUAGCAAUUAUAUAGCAACAAUAUACUUUGUAG
Molecule: messenger RNA, 811 nt
Organism: Aspergillus vadensis CBS 113365
Lineage: Eukaryota; Fungi; Ascomycota; Eurotiomycetes; Eurotiales; Aspergillaceae
Exons: 1
Coding region: 115-654 (179 amino acids)
Source: RefSeq, a predicted model, not a curated record